Molecule: messenger RNA, 819 nt
Organism: Mytilus californianus (California mussel)
Lineage: Eukaryota; Metazoa; Mollusca; Bivalvia; Mytilida; Mytilidae
Product: multidrug and toxin extrusion protein 2-like
Exons: 10
Coding region: 1-819 (272 amino acids)
Biological process (GO): transmembrane transport
Cellular component (GO): membrane
Molecular function (GO): antiporter activity; xenobiotic transmembrane transporter activity
Source: RefSeq, a predicted model, not a curated record
AUGACAAAAUCAUCAAAUUUGGACAAAUCUCCAAAAUGUGCUGACUUUGGAGCCUGUAACACAAUAGAGACCCUUUUACAGUACUUAAUACUAUCUGUAAGUUUGUUGUUUUGUGGUCAUCUUGGAAAAGAAGCAUUAGAUGGAGUUCAGUUAGCUAUCACAACUAUAAAUGUAAUUGGUUCAUCUGUGAUCAUUGGUCUGUCUACCGCAUUCGAUACUUUAUUCUCACAGACAUUUGGAAGUAACAACACGAAUAAUGUUGGUCUCAUUCUACAACGAGGAAUUCUUAUCAUGCUCUUGGCCUGCAUACCAAUAUUUGCAGUCUUUGUAAAUACAGAAUAUAUACUGAUCCUAGUCGGCCAAAAUCAUGAAGUAGCGAGACUAAGUGGGUUUAGUAAAGAAGCCUUCCUAGAAUGGAACACAUUUCUAAAUCUUGCUAUUCCUGGAAUAUUUAUGAUAUCCGUAGAUUGGUGGAGUUUUGAAAUAUCAACUUUAGUUGUGGGUGUCCUCGGAAGUGUUCAACUGGCAGCUCACAGCAUUGUAUUCCAGAUCAAUGGUUUAAUAUUCAUGAUUCCAUUAGGGUUAUCUUCAGCAGUAUGUAUAAAAGUUGGACAAAAUGUUGGAGCUGGGGAUCCAAUUAAAGCUCAGACGACAUCUAGAGUUGGAAUCUUGCUUGUUUUGAAUGGCAUUUUACGCGGAACAGGACAUCAGAAAUAUGGAGGCAUAGUAACGGUAAUAGCGCAUUAUGUCAUAGGAGUACCGCUUAUGGUAGUACUUGUUCUGUAUACCUCGUUAGAAAUUGCAGGUAAAAUUAAUUAG